UUUCACUUUCUGCACAAUCACAGUGACCUAAUUCUCAUUUCACCAUCCCUAAAUCACAUACCCUAGAGCUUCAAUUCAACUCAACAAUGGUGGUGACUCUAACCCUCGGAAGUUCACAAAACCCUAACAUCUCCGAAGAAAAACCGCUCCCAGAAAAUGGCAAGGCUAAUUGGGAUUACGAGCUCUGCAGAGAACAGCGAAUCAAAGAGAAUCGCGAGAGAAUGCAAAAGCUUGGUAUUCUUAAUCUCUCCGUCGAACUCAAUUCCCUUAAGCCCACUCCCAGCAGAUCCUCUCACCGGAAAACUCCUCCCUGCCGCCACUCUCCUCUGCCCACUCCCGGCCCUGUCCGCCGCUCCUCCAGGCUACAAAACUCGACACCGGUUACUUACUGCGAACUGAACGUGCCAAACAAUGAAAAAUCUUGGAAUGAUGUGAGGGAGGUGGGGUCCAAACCCGAAGUUUACACCGAUGAACAUGAAAAAUUGCUGGGCAACACUGAAUUGGAAUGGACUCUUUUCGUUGAUGGAUACGGAAAAGAUGGGAAGCGUAUUUACGAUCCUGUUAAGGGGAAGACUUGCCAUCAAUGCAGGCAAAAGACACUUGGCCAUCGUACGCAUUGCAUCAAAUGCAACUUGGUUCAAGGGCAGUUCUGCGGAGAUUGCUUGUAUAUGAGAUAUGGGGAGAAUGUGCUCGAAGCAAAUCAGAAUCCAAACUGGAUUUGCCCUGCUUGUCGUGGAAUUUGCAACUGCAGUUUGUGCAGACAAGCAAAAGGGUGGCCUCCUACAGGAACCCUUUACAGAAAGAUUUCGAGUCUUGGCUACAAGUCGGUUGCACAUUAUCUCAUCCAAACGCGUCGCUCGAAUACGGAUUCCGACGAAAAUGUUGGUAAUAAGGUGCCGAUUUCUGCGAAGAGAUCACUGCCGUUUUCAGACAUUGAUGAACACUCAGAGAAUGCUCCUCUGUCUGAAUUGAAUCAAGAAUUCGGCGAUGGUAAAAUUGCUGCAGAAACUACUAUGGAGCCACUGAAUCACGAUAAAGAUUCAAUACCCGAAACGGUUGAAAGAGGCGAUGAAAGUGAAAUCAAGAAAGAGGAGAACUUUAUUCCGGAAAACGGGGAUUUUAUUGCACCAGAGGCGGCAACUCCAAAAUCCAUGAAGAAGAAGCGUGUGCUGUCUGAACCAACAACUGAUAGUGAUAGUAUAGCCAGAAGGUUGACACAGAGGCGCAAUAAGACCGACAAUUGUGAGGAGACAAGGAAUGAAGAAGAUGUAUCGAAAAUAGCUGAUGUGGACAGCAUUGCUAGUCGAUUGCGAACGAGACGGAGGGUAUUAUAGACCAGGUACAUUCCUACUUCUUUUGAAAUGAGAGAUAUGAUCAAACUCUAAUGCUGCAAAAAAAUUGUCGAAUAUUAAUCUAAUUCGAGAACGACUGGUUUGCCUUAUUGAAAUAUAUUUAU
This is a messenger RNA of Erythranthe guttata (spotted monkey flower), 1456 nucleotides long. RefSeq lists its product as uncharacterized. Gene Ontology annotation, biological process: regulation of DNA-templated transcription. Gene Ontology annotation, cellular component: nucleus. NCBI's taxonomy places the organism in Eukaryota, Viridiplantae, Streptophyta, Magnoliopsida, Lamiales, Phrymaceae. The record is from RefSeq and is a predicted model, not a curated record.